AUGAAGUUCUUCAGUUUUCCGCAUCAUUUCGGACGAUCUCAACCAACGACAAAGAUUUCAUCCCCGUCGAGGACUGUUGACGACAUUGAUCUAAAACAAGAUGCGGCGUGCAAAAACAAUGAAACAUAUUAUAAAUGUUUGCUGAAGGUAGCUGAACCAAAUUGUUAUGAAACGAUGAAAUUUCCGAGAAAAGGAGUGUCAUCGAAAAAUACUCUCCAUAUGGCCCGUCCGAUAGCGGAGACGAGCUCGAGCGAUGAGGCAGCCGAAUCAGCUAGUAAAAAUCUCCUGGCACUGAUGAGUCCUUCACGGCCUGCGUCUUCCACUCGUACUUUUAAGUGGGAAAAACUAGCGAUGAAGAGUAAAUCCGUGUACUUGAGACACAGAAGCCAGAAAAUGUUGAAGGAUCGUUUGGAAAAGUAUUGUGUUAGCGCAAUGCAAGCCGAGGAGAAGAAAAGUGAGAAUUUAUCCUCAAGUGAAGGAAGCCAGGCAUCGGCUUCCUCGUCUUUGGCAGUCGGGAAAGCUUUACCGAAAUUUCAUGCCGGUAGAGUAAGCGACGAAUUUGAACUUUGCUCCAUUCUUCGUGGGACCGCUGCAAAGCGUUUGUUUCCUGUUUGGUUUUUUCCUCACAUUGGCUACAGCUCUGAUCGUUUGGAAAAGUACUGUGUUAGUGCAAUGCAAGGCGAGGAGAAGAAAAGUGAGAAUUUAUCCUCAAGUGAAGGAAGCCAGGCAUCGGCUUUCUCAUCUUUGGCAGUCGGGAAAGCUUUACCGAAAUUUCAUGCCGGUACAUUUUAUAAAAUGUUAAUUUGCAAAAGUUCACCUAUCCUGGAAAAACGGUGUACUUACUCUUGCACCGGAACUCACGUCGAAGACAUGGCUUACGUAAAUACAGAAGCAGUUAAGCAGGAUGCUGUUGGCUUUUCUGUCACUGUGAUGUCAGAACUGCUUGAGCUAUUCGUUGUCUGUUGA
Molecule: messenger RNA, 966 nt
Organism: Gongylonema pulchrum
Lineage: Eukaryota; Metazoa; Nematoda; Chromadorea; Rhabditida; Gongylonematidae
Source: the annotation of a GenBank genome assembly